Molecule: messenger RNA, 771 nt
Organism: Condylura cristata (star-nosed mole)
Lineage: Eukaryota; Metazoa; Chordata; Mammalia; Eulipotyphla; Talpidae
Exons: 4
Coding region: 1-771 (256 amino acids)
Cellular component (GO): secretory granule
Source: RefSeq, a predicted model, not a curated record
AUGAACCAGGACAGAUACAAGAAGUUGGUCUUACCUGACAACCACCUUACCAGUCCAGACCUUGAAGUAAUGAAUUUUAUAUCAGCAAGACAAGGUAGCAUAAAGAUUGAAGGAGGGAAUGGGAAUGUGACAACACAACAAAAUGCUUUGGAACAGCUGGAACCUGACUAUUUUAAGGACAUGGCACCAACCAUCAGGAAAACACAGAAAAUCAUCAUUAAGAAGAGAGAGCCCUUAAAUUUUGGCAUCUCCGAUGGUAGUACAGGUUUCUCCAGCAGAUUAGCAGCUACUCAAGAUUUGCCUUUUAUACAUCAGUCUUCUGAAUUAGGUGACUUGGAUACCUGGCAGGAAAAUACCAAUGCAUGGGAAGAAGAAGAAGAUGCAGCUUGGCAAGCAGAAGAAGUUCUAAGGCAGCAGAAGAUAGCAGACAGAGAACAGAAUGGGGAGCAGAACAAGGAUAGUGGAUGUUUAUUGGAUGUUUGUUGGAUGAUGGUGGUGAUCGCUCCUGAAUUCCUGAAUGACUUUAUACCUGUGGGUUUUACGUUCGCUGCCAUUGUCAAAGCAAAACUUGAAAAGCAGAAAAUUAAACUGGCAAGGAACACCUUAUUUAAGGCUGUUGCAAUAUGGGAGACAGACCUUAGUAUGGAGCAAAAGGCUGGAAUGUUAAGGGCUAAGGUCCUUGACUCUGUCCUUCUUCCUGCCAUAUUCACUUUCCUGGAUCCAUUCUUAAUCAGUGUCUGUGCCUUGCGGGCUCCUGUGGCUCAGCGAUGA